CUUUUAUGUUUCUUAUAGCAUUUUAGUUUUGUAUUGUUUGUAGUGUGAUCAACGUUUGCGUAAGUACUAGUAGACGUUAGGGAAAUAACACGUAACAUUUAAUUAUACUUUGAUAAAAUGAAUGAAAUGACUCGGAAAAAAGAUUUGUUCAUUUUACUGAACACGACUCAAAGGUCUGAGUCGCUAAAAUGAUCUGAACUUCCCAUCACUAGUGAAUUCAGCGCGCCUUGCAUUCAAUUAAAGGGGUCAUAUGAUGGAAAUGGAAAGAGGUUUGCAUAACUGAGCUAAGGAAAGAGGUCUGUAGCCUACUAGUACUGCAAACAAUAAAUUUUUUUGUUAUACAGUAAACAGGUUGUGUGUGUGAGAUCAUGAAGACUUGAAUUCUGCAUAUUAUGUUGGCAUAUAAAUCGCCCCUGUCCUACACUAAGGGUUUUUAAACACAAGCUUAAGGAACACUUCAUUGCAUUAGCAUUUACUGGGGAAUAGACAUUUCUUUGUAUAUUAAAAUUGUGGAGUUUAUUUCACUCUCAUUUUAUUUGUGGUUUAUGUGUUGCGUUCUAUGUUUGAGACUGUUUUAUUAUGUGUUUACAUAUUUUACUGCACUUUGGUCAAUGGUUGGUUGUCAAGUGCUCAGUUAAUAAAUAAAAGAAAGAAGAGAGAUAAAAGAAAGGAGUCGUUUACUCAGGCUCGCCCAGGAAAAGCACACAAGAGCACCAGAAGUCAAACAAAAGCACGUCACGAACACGUCGCCGUCUUCUUUUGUGGUUUGAAAAAAGAAGGGCAUUAGGCACUAGAAAAAGAACGAGGAGAUAGUCACUACUGAGGAAUUCUCAGCUUGAUCCAUCCCUGAGUAAAUACAUUCUAGCAUUCAGUUUAUUGUUACAGAUGAAAAAUGGGAAUGAAGCAGCAGUUUCAGUGUUUCUGUCUUUUGGGAGUAGUAUUCAUCACGUUCUUCAUAAUUUGCUGGGAUGUAAGAAGAUAUAGUACUUUUUACCUGCAAAUGGCUCCACAAACUGAUGUCACACACCUCAAAAUGCAUCAAGAACAUCGUAGACGUAUUAUAAGAGAGUUUUGCUCGGCCAACAGUAGCCUGAAUUUUACAGAGAAAUUGAUCACAUUUGACCAGAUUCCAAACAAAGCUCUGGACCAUCUCAUUGUUGAUGAUCAUCAUGGUGUUAUUUACUGUUUUGUACCGAAGGUAGCAUGUACCAACUGGAAACGAGUCAUGAUUGUGCUCAGCCAGAACCUGAAGGCACCUGAUGGCGCUCCAUAUCUGGAUCCCCUUGACAUACCAUCAAAUGUAAUUCAUAAUUCAACAUUGCAUAAGACGUUUAACAAGCUUUGGAGACGUUUUGGACGUUACUCACGUCCUUUGAUGCAUCACAAACUGAAGAAUUACACUAAAUUCCUUUUUGUACGGGAUCCUUUUGUACGACUUAUUUCUGCUUUCCGAGACAAGUUUGUUAAGCCAGAUGAGUAUUUCUACAACAUGUAUGGUUCCACAAUGCUUCAGCGUUAUGCAAAUAUUUCAAAACCCCCUGAUUCCGUUCAAGAAGCCUUCGCCGCAGGUAACAGAUUGUCCUUUACACACUUUAUUAAGUACCUGUUAGAUCCACAGACUGAAAAGGAGAAGCCUUUCAAUGAGCAUUGGCAGCAGAUGUACAGACUCUGCCAUCCGUGCCAGAUUGAGUAUGACUUUGUUGGGAAACUGGAAACACUUGAUGAGGAUACAGAACAUUUGUUGAAGAUUCUUGGGCUUGAUAAUUAUAUUCACUUUCCCCCAGGGCAUGAGAAUAGGACAGCAGUAGACUGGGAGCGAGACUGGUUCGCUAACAUUUCAGUAGCUGACAGGAGAAAACUGUACCAUCUUUAUGAAACAGACUUUAGAUUAUUUGAAUAUGACAAACCUGAGACACUUCUGCAUGAGUGAAUAAAUACUGUCUACUUACUAUGUAAUUCUCUGUAUGUCUGCACUGUCUGUACUUUCUUCUGCACUGGAAACUCCUGUCGCCAAGUCAAAUUCCUUGGUAAUAAAGCUCCUUCUGAUUCUGAUUCUGAAAAACAGUAUCACUGAUUGCUCUAUCUGCUUCUGGAUUACCUCUAGCAAUGCAAAAAUACCUCUAACCACAUGCAAAAAUACUGCACGUGUAUGUGUGUGUGUUUAUUAAGUUGGUUCAAUCUUAAUAUAAUUUUGGACACACUC
This is a messenger RNA of Cyprinus carpio (common carp), 2203 nucleotides long. RefSeq names its product carbohydrate sulfotransferase 12-like. The record is from RefSeq and is a predicted model, not a curated record. Gene Ontology annotation, cellular component: membrane. Lineage: Eukaryota; Metazoa; Chordata; Actinopteri; Cypriniformes; Cyprinidae. Gene Ontology annotation, molecular function: sulfotransferase activity. Gene Ontology annotation, biological process: carbohydrate biosynthetic process; proteoglycan biosynthetic process.